AUGGAACUAACAGAAUUUGGCCGGGUCCUCUACGAUAAUCUAUCUCCAGUCGUUGUUCGAAGGUACUUGAACAAAUUGAGGUUGGUUUUUUCCCACAAAAAAGUGUCCAGAAUGGAAGGUUAUUUUCAGAAUCAUGAUCGUUAUUGAGCGAUAUCGACGAUCGAUCGCUCUUUUGCCGCUUCGAUUGAAGACUAAUAAGGAAAUGGACCACAUUUUGAGAGAUGUGGGGCGUUUUUUUUGGAAUUUGGGAGAAAAAUUAAGAGAUAAUCUUGGAAAUUCAAAAGUCAAUACGAGGCGAAAAGCUUGAAUUUUAUAGAUUUAGAAAAAUCAUUUAUUCUACGUUAUAAGUGCUUUUGAUUGGCUUAAACUUUGAAUUUACAUAAAAUUUGGAGACCAAUAAGAAAAUGGAUCAUUUUUUUCAGAGAUUUGAAGGUUUUGUCAAAAGUUAUAAAGCCUGUAAAGAAAAAAAUCAAGCAAGGUCGCUUUUUUUCCAAAGAAAAAGCAAAUUUUUUUGAAAAUUCCAUAAUUUUUUUGAAGUUUAGUGGUGUCAGUAGAGAAUGAAUCAAAAUUCAAUAAAUUUAGAAUUAUUUUUUUAAAAAAAGCAAGUUUUUUUGAACAAUUCCUAGAAGCAAGUAUAAAUAUUACCUUACCGAAGAAAAAAAAACUUUUAUCAAUUUUUCAGAUCAAAAACUUGCCUCCGGACCGUCUCUGCUUCCAAUUUUUCAAGGAAGAAGCUUAUUACUUGGUAAUUUAUAUUGUUCAUUCAAGACAACUUGAUGGGUUUUCGAAAAAAAGCAAAGUUCUCGAAGGGAAAAAAAAUAAGUAUGCGCUUUUAAAUUGCCUAUAAAUCUUUUUUAAUGUUUUUAAUCUAUAAAUUAAAUGAUUAAACUGAUGAAAAAGAUCAUUUUAAAGCUAAUAACCUUCCUUUCAAAGAGGUAUCGGGCGAUUUUUAAUGGUCUCGAAGGGAAAAAUGAGUAUGCGCCUUUAAACUACCCAGAAAGUUGUUUUUCUUAACGAUUCAGACUAUAAUUAAAAUGAUACUUUUAAAGCUGAUAACCUUCGUCCCGGACGAACAAAUGAAGAUCGAGAUCAAGCUCCAAGUGAUGCACAUCGAAGAAGACAUCGCCGAGUUGAUGACCAUCACUGAGGUUCCUAUCGAUUAAUUAUUGAUUAUCGAUUUAUUUUUUCCAGAACCUUCGCCUUUACUCGCAUCCAAUUGUCAACCACAUUGAGAUGGACCAGUUCCAGGCGUCUGGGGUAAGGGAAAAAUUUAGAAAAAAAAUCAUCAAGUUUAUAGAUUUUUAGUAUUUUUCGAGUAGGUUACAAGUCUACAUUGAAAAUUAUUAAGGGCUCAUGGGAAAAUGAGAAAAACUAUAUAGAUCUGAAGGGAUUGAGUUUGAGAUUAUAUCGAUUUUACAGUACACUCAAGUCUUCAAAAGAGUUGAAAAUUAUUCUGUGGUAAGAAAAAAAAAAGCAUCAAAUUUAUAGAUGUAUAGUAUUUUUCAAGUUAGAUAUAAGGGAAAAAUUUUUCAGUAGUCCAAAAAAAUGAGAAAAUUGAAAAAUGAGAUCCAAACAAAUGAUAGAUCGAUAUGAUAACGAGAAGGCUUUUCAGAACCAACAAAUUAGCCUAAAUUGAUCGAGAUUCCUGCUAAAAAAGCUCUAAAAAGUUUAAAAAUCAAUAUUACCAGUAAGACCUUUGAAGAAAACGGUCUUUAGAACUCAAAUUCUGAGAAAAAAAAAGUUAUGUCGAGGCUAAAUUUGACAUUAAACCGAUGCUCAAAAGAUCAAAAACGGGUUAUUUUUGAAAGGAUCGUUGAAAAAAAAAUUGAAGUUUCACUACUGAAAAGUCUAUGCGUUCAUUUUGACUGGAAAUUGAAAAACUGAAAUUUUACGACUGAAAACUCAAAAAUCUUCUUGUGAAAACGCAUAGGAAAGGUGCUGAAAUAUUGAAAGACGGGGGGGUGGGUUUUAUCAGAACAUUAAAAAAAUUGGAGCUCCACUACUCAAAAAGUCAAAAUUUUCCUCUGAAAUUGAUACUAACUCGACGUGAAAUGGUUUCUAAAAGAUGAAAGAGGGGUGAAUUUUCACUGAAUGUUAAUUUUAAAUUGGAACCUUGUAAAUUUAGACUUUUAUACUGAAAACUCAAAAAUCCCGUUUUGAAAUUGAAGCUAACACGACGAGAGACGGUGCUGAUGUCGCAUCGGCUGGCGGCGGCGAUUUCUGAAAUCGAAGACCGGCUGACGAUGAUUUUCAUCUGCGAGGAGCUCACCAAACGGGGCAUCCAACACGAAUUCCGAUGGGAUGACCCGUAUGGAGCCGGGAGUCCCGUUCUUCACAUUACUGGGUAAAUUUCGGAUAGACGAUAAUUUCGGUUUUUGUCACCGCCUAGACCGGUUUUUUGUGUUUUUACCUUUCCUUUUGAAGUGAGAAUUAUAUUUUUUUGUAGAUUUCUCAUUUGGUGCAUGCACAAUUUCAACCUACAGUAAGAUUCGUUCCUAGAAAAAAUUAACGCUAAACGGAUCCAACUGAAAAAAAAAUUUCAAGGUCUAGAAAUAAUUAUUAAGCUACUAUAAGGUACAAAAAGGGCAUAAAAUUCAUCAAAUUCAAGGAAAAAAAACUGUUUUCUGUCAGGUUUUGAUGUUUGAAAAAGGCCUAGAAGGACUAACUGACAGGGGAGGUCAUUUUACUUUGCGGUUGAGAAUUUCCUGAAAAUUGGCCAGAACCUUUCUUGAUGUACCAGAUGAACAUCCUGAAAGUCGCAACCUGCAAAACUCCCUAGUUCGAGAAAUAAAGGCUGAAAGCCUACUUUUUAUGAAUUUUGAGGAUUUUCUUUGACUUUGAGGCGUCUUUUCCCAAUAAUGAGAAAGUUGUGCAGGUUGAGACUUUUAGAAUCGUCUUCUGGUACAUCAAAGAGUGUUCUGGCCAAUUUGCAGAAAAAAUCCCAACCGCAAUUUAAAAUGACCUUGUGAAGAAAUUUAAAAAAAUGAAAAACUUUCACGUUUCGAAUUAUUUCAUUUCAAAAUUUGAUCUUUCUGAUUUAUUCCCGAAUAUAAUAAGUUUCAAAAGCUACAUGAAAUGACGGAUAAACUAUUCCAAUCGUUCUAAGCAUUCUACAAUCUGAUAAUAUAUACAAAUAUAUAGUUGACUUCAAUUCUUAACAUUUUUCAUCAUGAAUCGCUCAAAAUUGAAUUUUUGAAAAGACCUUUGUGAAAUGGCUUGAAAAUAAUUGGAUGUUAAUCUUCUUCAAGAAAUUUUUUUCAUAGGCAAAGUCGGAAAGGCUGGAAAAAGGCUCCAUGAAAAUGUUCCUUUUAGGGUGACAAUGAUUACUUUUUUGCUGCCUUUUUGGGCCAUUUUAUCGGCUGUUAUGAACCCUUUUUGCUCCCCUUUUUCACCAUUUUUUGAGCCUUCAAAAUCCCAGAAAAAUGGAAGGCUAAUUAAAGGGACCCUUUUUGCUGCCUUUCUGCGGCCUUUUUUGAGCCUUUUAGCGGCCAUUAUUCCGACUUUGCCCGAGUCAUCAAAAAGUUUUGAAUGAAUUUUUGAAUGAAUUUUAUGUACGAUUUGCUGAAAUCACUUCACAUAAACGCUUUCUCACACUGAAAAAGUAUGAAGCUUCAAAAAUUUUUCAAAAACUCAAAGUUUUUCAGUGUCAGUAACGCGGUGGACAUGAAAUGCCCGGAAUUCUUCCGGAAUAUGGUAAAAAAUUCAUUUUUUUUCGUGUAAAAAGAGCAUUUUUCAAGGUCCGCUGUUGUAUACGCGUCGAUAACCGUCUACGGCUCACGUUUCCAUUUGAAUGUUGUAUGGAAAAUAUUCCGCUGAUCCGAGAUUUGCCCUAUGGGCGGCUCUACUCGGCAAAGGUUGGUUUGAAAAUGAAAAGGAAAUGUUAAAAAAAUGGCUUCUGCUGACAAGGGAGGUCAUUUUACUUUGAGGUUGGGAAUUUUUCACAAAAACACUCUCUGAAGGAGAUCAAGAUCCCUCAUAGUCGCUUCCUAGUCCCACUUCUAGUUUUUGAGAUAUGAUUUUUCAAAGUUGCAAAAAAAUGGGUUUAACUUUUCGACUUCCAAAAUUAAUUAUUUUUAAAAUCUAGAAGCUGGCGUGAGUUGCCACUUUGAUGGAUCUUAAUACAUAACUUCAGAGAUUGUUUGAGCAAAUUUUCCUAAAAUUCCGAGCAAAUUAAAAUGACCUUUCUUGUAAGUUAGAUGAAUAAUUUUUAAAAAAAUCAUAAUAGGAAGAAAAAAACAUAAGAGCUUUUUGCCUCUCAUAAAAGUUAGUUUUUUUGAUGAUUUUUUUAGAAAUUUUUUUAAUCGAUAAUUUAUUCAAAGUACAAGCUAAAAUGAAGAGCUUGAAGCUUAAAAAAAUUGAAAAUUGGAGCUUCAUGAUAUUUUUCUUAAAAACUUGCCUAUUUUUUUAACCACAUCUUACUUUUUUUGAUGAUGGUUUUUUUCCGCCUAAUUUGCACUGGAACUUAAAUUGAAAAUUUUGAAAAAUAAAAAAAUUGAUUUUUUUCUGACAAAAUUUGUACAGAAAAAUUUUUAUUUCAUGACAGUUUUAAGCUGUUUUUUUCAAUUUAGAAGCUUUUUAUGUGUAUUUUUUUCAGAAAAAAAGUGAAUUUUUUUAAAUUUUUUUCGUUUUUUUCAUGAACGUCUCUGAACAAAAAAAUAGGGCUUAUUCUCUUUUUUAAUAAAUUUUUUUAAUUUUUGAAGUUGAAAUAAGAGCUUCUGAAACGAAAAUUGUUUAUUUCAUGUUUUAAUAUCAUUAUUAUUGUCAAAUUUAAGCCAAUCGAACCGGAUAUAAAACCACCUCGGGAUGUAAGUUUAUGUUUGAGUGAUUUCAAAUGCUUUAUGUUGCAUGAAAAAUUGUCUUUUUCUCAAAUUAUUCCGCAUGCUUUUCUUCUUCCCACCACACACACUUUCUACACAGAGAUUACAAAAAUCUUCCUUUUUUCUCAAUGAUUUUCCACUCCACUUAACACCUCCACCACUUCUUCCCUCACUAAUCUUGGAAAUAUAAUACUAUUUUUCAUGUUUUUAUGUUUUCAGAUUUGUACGUGGAUCCAAGAAGUUUCGGCUCGGGACGCUAGUAAUAUGGCUGGAAAGGUCGCCGAUACGGUUAGUUUUAGAAAAGGAUGAAGAAUUAUUUAAUUGAGAAGAUUUGAAUGAAGAUCAAUAAAGAGAAGUGCGAUUUUUUUAAUAGAAAAAAACAGAAUCUUGAGCUUUUUGAAAGUUCCUUUAAAAAAAAACUUGAAGUUUUUCGCAACUUUUUGAAAGUUCUAGAAGCUCAGAAAAGCUUGAGAGUUAUGCCAAAAGAAACUUUGUUCCUGAUAUUUUUGAUGAAGGUCUUGAAAAAUACAGAAAAUCAUCUGGAGUACUAUUAAAAAAACUCCCUGGAAGCUUCAAAAAAAUUGAGACUCCUUUAGGAAAUUAUUUUUAUUCGCCAGCGAGCUUAUAACUUCAUUGAGAAAAGUUUUCGCAUUUUCUGAAUCAAUCCAAAAAUUCAAUUCCUUCUUGGACUUCUUAAAAUUCUCAUUCUUCAUUUAAAAACCUCAAAGCUCUUUAAAAGUGUCUUAGAAGCUUCAAAAAAAUAAGACUCCUCUAGAAAAUUAUUCUAUUCGCCAGCGAGCUUACAACUUCAUGAGAAAAAAACUCAGAAGCCUUCUGAAUAAAUUCAAAAAAAUUCGAUUCCCUCUUCAACUUCUUAAAAUUCUCAUUUUCCAUUCUAAAACCCCAAAACUCUCUAAAAAUCCCUUCAAAAAAUAAGGUUCCUUCAGAAAAUUAUUUUAUUCCUACCGAGCUUACAACUUCACUAGGAAAAUUCUGGAAACCUCCUGAAUGAAUCCAAAAAGUCAAUCCUUCCUUAGACCUCUUAAGAAUCUUCUUUGCCAUAUUAAAAACCCAAAAUUCAUUUUUCCCAGAUCGUCGAACGUGUCUCCCGCUAUUGUCACCUCUACAGUGUCAUCUACAAAUUCGCCAUCGCUUACGAUAAUUUCUACAACAAGUUCUGCAAUGUACCCCCUUUCCAACAUGUUUCCUAACUUUCAAAAAACAUUUCAAGAUCGAAGCUUACACCUUCCACAAGCUGGUCCUCUCCUACGGCGAACAACGGGAUCAACUACUUAUUGUCGGCUAUCGCCUUGGAUCGAAACCACUUUCUGGAGUUCCGAAGGACCUCUGGCAACAGUUCCCUGUUCCGCCAAAAGAAGACUUCUUCGCUGUCAAUUUUGGACAGGUAAGAGGGUUGGAAUUGACUUUGCAAAGGAGAAAAUGAGGUUCUAGAAAAUUAAGGGGUCUUUAAACGAGUAUAGGGAUGGAUUUUAUAGUGUCAAGGAAUGAAAAAAAAACAACUUUGAAGGAUGAAAAUGUGAUUAGCCGACUUCAAAAUCGUGUAAGGGACUUUUUAGUGUCAAGAAAUGAGAAGCGGAGACUUGAAAGAAUGAAAAUACCCUUACUAGGGAAUUAUCCUUAUUCGCAGCGAGACUUCUGAAUUCCCUUGAUGUAGUUUUUCACGCUGAUUCGAAAUCUGGCCUCGAAAACUGCCCUUGAGGUCUGUGAAAAAAGUUAGGAGCUCUCAAAAGUCGAAAACUUGUUGGACGACCUCAGAAGGUUGGAAUCGUGCUCAGAGUGUCAAGAAAGGAUAAAAAAAUCUGAAGGAUAAAAAAAUUCCAUUAGAAGAAUUGAAGACUUCAGAAACAAUCCCUAAUUUUUUUCCAGACUUUCUUAACCUUUUGAAUAUUUGAAAUAAGCUUCCUUAAACUCUAACCUGAGUGUGAACAGACAAAAAAACUUUCUGAAAAUCUCCUAGUCAUUUUAUAUUUUUCUGAAACUUUAGAAAUCUUGAAAAUGAGAUCCCUCAAGUUUCAACGUCACAAAAUUGAAAAAAAAUCCAAGGUGCUCGUAAAAAACCAAAUGAGUAUUGUCAGGCCUUAAAUUUUUGUCGAAAGUUCUGAGAACUUGAAAUUUUUAACCUGGAAAAGAUCUUUGAAAUUCAAAAAAAUUACAAAAAAAUUCAAGGUUAAAAUUCCUCAGAGUAUUUUUGACAUUUAGAGACAUUUCAGGAAAUUUUCCUACGGUCCUGCUGCUUUGAAAAAAAGUUUCUAGUACUUUUUGAAGGUUAGACACUUUUUUUAGAAAUUUUGCGGGGGGUUUUUUUGGCUCUGCUGCUUCAAAAAUCUAUGAUUCUCUUCUUGUCAAGAGUAUUUCUAAAAUCUAAAGGCCUUCAAGGAACUUUUAGAUUUUUUUUUCAAAUCUUGCUUUUCAAAAAAUGCUCUUCCAUUCUAGUUAUCGCCAAGAAGUAUUACGGGGCCGCCGGAAAUCCGUUUCCGCGAUGAUAUGCGCUGGAAUCCGCAUGCUCUACUAACCGGGACGAUUAGAGAAAGGUAAAAUUCCGUGGUAAAGUCUGAAAAUAACACAUUUUAAGGCUAAACGAAACGAAUGACCUGACUGGAAUCGUCCACUACUUGGUCAUGACCUCGAAUUCCCUCUUUGCCUUGUCCAACUUCAUGCGGAUUCGCUUCAAGACCCAUAAGGUUCCCUCAGAAAAAUCAAAAAAUCAAGGAUAAAAAUUGAUUCUCCAGGUCCUCGCUCAAAUUCUACAUCAGGAAGUGCAAUUUCCGUUCCGGUUAAAGGUGAGAAAACUUGAAAAUGGUCAUUUACAAGGUUAAUUUAUUUUCUAAACCCUCUAGUGAUCACUUAAAGGUAUUAUUUAGUACAAUAAACUAUACAAUAUGUGUACAUAUAUCAAUACAUUUUUUAAUACGUUUUCCAGCCUUCAAGCACAUAAAUGACCACCAGAAUUUCACUUUAGUGAUCACUUAAACUCUCGCUUCAGUAAAAUGAAUUGUCACGUUUUUUAGCCUUUAAUCCUUUAAAUGAUCUUAAUAAAGCUUGGACAUUUUCUAAACCUUAUAGUGAUCACUUGAAGCUAUGAUUUAGCUAAUUGAUACGUUUUCCAGCUUCCAAGCCCUUAAAUGACCACUAGAAUUUCACUACGGUGGUCUCUUAAACGCUCGCUUCUGUAAAAUAAGCUGUCACGUUAUAUAGCCUCAAAUCCCUCAAAUAAUCUCAAUAAAGUUGGGACAUUUUCUAAACCCUCUAGUCAUCACUUGAAGCGAUGAUUUAGUAAAAUAAAAAAAAUACGUUUUCCAGCCUUCGAGCCCUUGAAUGAUCACUAGAAUUUCACUUUAGUGAUCACUUAAAUUAUAAGCUUUAGUAAAAUAAAUUGUCACGUUUUUUUUAGCCGUUAAUCCCUUAAAUGAUCACUAGGAUUUCCCUCUAGUGAUCACUAAAAGGUAUACUUUAGGGAAAUAAACUAAUACGUUUUUAACUUUGAAUCCCUUAAAUGAUCCCUAGAACUUUCGUCCCUUUAGUGAUUAUUUGGAGCUAUGAUUGAGGAAAAAAAACUAAUACCUUUUCCAGCCUUCAAACCCUUAAGUUAACACUAGAAUUUUCCUUUAGUGAUCACUUAAAUUAUAAGCUUUAGUAAAAUGAAUUGUCACGUUUUUUAGCCUUCGAUCCCUUAAAUGACCACUAGGAUUUCACUUUAGUGAUCCUUUGAAAUCUCGCUUCAGUGAAAUAAACUAUCAACGUUAUUUAGCCUUCAAGCCCUUAAAUGAUCACUAGGAUUUCCAUCCUUUUAAUGAUCACUUGGAGCUAUGAUUGAAUAAAAUAAUCUAAUACGUUUUCAGCCUUGAAUCCCUUGAACGACCACUAAAAUUUCACUUUAGUGAUCCCUUAUAUUAUAAGCUUUUAGUAAAAUAAAUUGUCACGUUUUUUAGCCGUUUUAACGGAUUAAAAUCCCUUAAAUGAACACUAGAAGUUCAAUUUCGUUAAAAAAAUUAACUUUUUGAGCUUGUCCUAACCCCUCAAGGGGCUUUUAAAGUGAAUUUCUUCUUCUAAAGAUCAAAAUCUUCCAGUUCAACCUAACGGCCGCAACGGAAACCAACCUCCGAUUGUACUACGAUUACAUUUUGCUCGAUUUUAUGCUCCUGGCCGAUGGAUUGGUACGGAAUUUCUUUUUUAGCAAAAUGAUCGAAUAAUUACAGAUCGCGGUGAGGGACAGCUGUAGGGGCGAGGCGCGUUGUGCGGGCCUUUUCCGAUUUUUCUUCUUACAUUCGGGGUGAAUUUUCGAAUUAUUUAGAAGGGAAAUGUGUGCUUUUUCGCUACAGUUUUGUUGAAAAGCCUAUCGAAAAUUGGGUGGUAUGAAAAAAAAACCAGCGAAAAUUCAAACGGCGACUUUUCCGAUUUUUUCAUAUCGCUAGGGAACUUUCCGACGGCCACCUUUCCGACGAAUCUUUUUCCGAAUUUUUUUCUCGAUAAAAUCUUCGUUUUAAAUCUUCCUAUACAAAGUAGGUAGUUGGUUCAUGAUUAAAACACAAAGAAAUAGGAAAAAAAAAGGUUUAUAGAUUUUUUAUAAUCCAAAAAAUAUAAGGGAAAAAAGUCGGAAAAGGAUCCGUCGGAAAGGUGGCCGCCGGAAAGCUCCCUAGCGUUAUAAAAAAAUCGGAAAAGUCUCCGUUUGAAUUUUCGCUGGUGUUUUUUUCAUACCACCGAAAAUUGGAAUUUGAAAAAAAAAUUUGGUUAGAAUUUUAAAUUAGUGGCUAAUUAUCCUAGUUUUUUUAUUAGUUUUUCCUUUUGUUAUAUGUAAUUUUUCCAUUGAAUUUCCUCAAAAAAAGUAGAUAAAUUGAAUUAAAAAAAUUCACCUACAGUACCGUUUUUGCUGGAUCUUCGGUUAUAUGAAAAAAAUUGAAUUUCAAAAAAAUUCACUCAGAAAUUACAUAAACUAGCCAGUUUUUUUCCUAAAGUUCCUUUUUAUUUUACUCUAUUUUUUUCCAUCAAACUUUCCCUAAAAAAACCAUUUUUCUAAGCAGGAAUAUCUCUGCGAAGCCGUUUAAAAAAAUGGGACUUUUUAGAAAUUACCAACAGUGAUUAAUUUUUGGAUAAGAUUUCUCAUAUAAUAUUGAAAAAAAUGCCUCAAAAAAAUUUCCACCUUAAGAUCCUACGAAAUGAAAAAAAUCGUAUGAAAAUUUGAAAAUUUAAAAAAAUUCGAUCAUAAUUUUCGACUAUUAAUAGAUUUUUCCUAAAGUUUCGUACAUUUUACUGCACUUUUUCUAUCAAAAAAAUCCCUCAAAAAAAUCAUUUUCUUUUUUUCCAGCUGAAUAUACUCCGAGUUGAAAAAAUGUUAUAAAAAUUUGAAAAUUCAAAAAAAUUUGAUCAGAAUUUUUAAACCAGUAAUAGGCUUUCCUAGAGUUUCUUACAUUGCACUGUAAUUUUCCAUCAUAAUUCCCUCAAAAAUCGUUUUUUUUUUCUCCAGCUGAAGAUAUUCCGAGUUGAAAAAAUGUUAUGAAAGUUCGAAAAUUCGAAAAAAAAAUUCGUUCAUAAUUUGCAACUAGUAAUAGGUUUUCCUAGAGUUUCUUACAUUUUACUGCACUUUUUCCUCAAAAAUCAUUUUUUUUCCAGUGGAAGAGCCUACGAACUUCACGAUCCAUCAUUCCAAAGACCCACUGACAACUCACAUUAUUCAAUAGCGGUAAAUGAAAAUUCAAAAACUCCUGAAACAUCUCUGAAACAUCUCAGGAACCCCCAAGAAACUACGAUCCAUCAGAAGUUCCUUCGAUGAGGUGUUCCAGGACGCCGAUUGUCGUCGACGAUGUCACUAUGAGGAAAACGUGUAAUUUUGUCAAAAGAGGUAAUUAUAAAAUAGUUUCUAAUUACUAGCCUCAAAAAAUGAAUUCAAGAACAAUUUUAAAAAAAAAACUUUGGGAAAGUCCAAAAAGUAGCUGAGAAGUUAGAGCCGCGGUAAAAUAAACUUUAUGCGCUCUAUUGAUAACCAAUUGGAUGAAGAGCAUUGAGAUAAUGUUCAAUAUUUAUAAAUACCUAGAUAUUUUUUUAAAUUUAGCCAUAGAGCACACAAGUUCAUAAAAAGUAGCCGCGAUUUUUCCAGUCUCUUUAACCUUCAGAGAAAGCCUAUCAGCUCGUCCUAAAAGCUCCAAAACUCGAAAAACUCGACUAAUCAAGUAAUUUUUCCGUGUCUUACCUUAAAACCUCCUCGAAAAAAAAUCGAACCAAAAAUUUGCAAUGGAGCGCACUUGAUCGAAACUUUCACGGCUUCCAGAAGACCUCUACUCGCCGAUCGACGACUAUCUAAGCACGCUCAACUACUUGCUCCACGCCAAGAUCGCCUUGGAGGCGAUGAACAACCCUCAGGGUCCACAGACCACCGCCGCCGUCUCCCUGAGCACCGUCGAGUUUAUCGAGUGCACGGCGGAUUGUGUUCGUUCUUUAGAGAUGUAGACUAGAUAUUAUAAAAACAGGAAAAAGUAAAUAGGGGAUUAAAGCCGGAAAAAUGAUACCUAUCUUCUAACCAGGUAAUGGUCUCAGCUCACAGGGGGACUUUGAAUCAGACUAGAUUCACUAGGUGUAUUUUUUCACCCUGAUUUCAAAUCUGGUCUCAGAACUUGCCCUCAAGGCCUGUGAAAAAAGUUGGGGGCUCUCAAAACUCGAAAACUGGUUAGACGACUUCAGAGGGUUGGAAUCGUGUUCAUAGGGUCAAGAAAGGAUAAAAGAUGAGUUUAAAGGAUACAAAUUUUGAUAAAAGAGAUGAAAAUCACCUCAAAAUUAGCUAUAGACCGCGAAAAUUUAGGAAAAAGGCGUUCUAAUACAAUUUUCAACUAUAAAGAUUUUUCUUCAAAAAAAGUGUUCGUUUUUUUAAAAAGAGUCCGGGAGGAAAUAUAUUAGGAAAAUAAAAAAAUAUGAGGCGAAAGUGAUAAAGUCGGAAAAAUUAUACCCUACUUAUAAUGAAAUUAUCUCAGAACCAACUGAAAAGUGUGAAAAUUGACUAUAACCUCCUGAAUUUUUUUGAAGUGAUAACUCAAGUGAAUUUUUUUCUGCGUGCCCUUGGAAAUCAAUGUCGAGCUUCAAAAUCUAUCAUAAAGUUAUCUUCAAAGUGGUCACUGGAGUAGAUUUUUCACUGAAUUUCAUUUCUAGCCUUGAAAAUCUAUCAAAAAUAUGACUUUGAAGUGAUCACUCAAGUGUAUUUCUAUAGAUUUCACUGAAGCUUGGAGAACAUUUUAGAAUAGGAAAAUCAAAAAAAUAGACAGUUUUUUUUUCGACAAAGUUCCGAAAAAAGACUUUUCAUUUCCAGUUACACUUCAAAGCGACUCAAAUCGAUGGAAACGGCCGUGCGGCGACGAAUUACGUCGAGUAUAAAGUUUUCGUGGAUCCGCAGGACUUUUGCGCCCGAUUAACCCUCAAAUAUGGUGAAUCCGAUCAGAAGACCAAUGUUAAGACUUGAAAAAAUUCAGACGAAGAAGAUGUCGCGACACAGGAAGAGCUGGACAUUAUACAACUGUUCUUCGAGAAGGUUAAGAUAUCAAAAAUUGUUUAAUCAAACUGAAAUUGAUUCCAGAUGGUCUACCGGUCUAAGAACGAGAUGGUUUUCCAGUCAUUUGUUCUAUUGUGCCGAUUAACAGCUCAUCGAGCUCUCUCCAGCAUCGCCCGGGUCAUGAAGUUUCAACUGGUAAGGCGAUUUUGGGACUUCUCUCGGGGUCUUAACAGGUGCACCCGAUUUUAACCCGUGUUUUUUUAGGUUAUUUUAGUACCAGUUGGGAUAUAAAACGGGGGAGGGACAAGAAGAAAUAGGAAACUAAACUGUAUUUAUUAAAAAAAAAUAAGGGACCAAACUGGGAUAAAAAGGGUGUGAUAAAGUUCUACCAGCUGCGCCUAUAUGGGUUUAGUUCGGGUACACCCGCUGAGAGCCCGUUUAAGCCCGGCUGAUAGCUUCUCGUUAUCAUGAAAUGUUUUAAUUAAAAUUUCGUUUGAGAAGAAUAAGAUCAAAAGCUCCACAAAUUCCUUGAAAGACAAGAAGCUUUUCAGAUAAUACAUAGAUAGGGCACUUUUAAACGAAUGAGUAGUAUAAAACAAGGUUUUAGGUAUCUUGUACAGCUUCUAACUGAGUAUCAAACAGUUUACAAAAAAAAAAAAAACGCUUUCUAGUCAGACCUUCAAAUAAGAAAUCUGCGCGGAAUCGGUGUACAGAAAGUUCUCUGAAGUGUUUCUAAAUUAUAUUCUACCUCCUAAGCUUCAAUUCUAUAGAUCUUAUGACUGAAAAUUCUGUAUUUUUUGAAACCAGUGACAAAAACCACUUCACCUCGACUGAUUGAGUUCUGUACUACCAGAUGGUUCGAGAAGAAAAAAAAAUGAAAACUUCCCGAAACUAUUCUGGAAGGCUUAGGAGUAGAACAGGACGUUCUAUAGGAUUCUUGAAACUGUAGAUGAUCUGCUGAUUCAUUAAAAAAUAUGACGAGAAGGCUAAAGAGAGUCAAAAGCUUUACAAAUGGUUCUUAAAGACUGAGAAAGGGGUCGAGAAAUCGACAACUUACAGUUUUGUACUAGCCCGUGUAUGUAUCAGAUUGCCUUUAGGAAAAAGUCCCAAAAAGAUGGUCCAUUGAAAACUUCGCGAAACUAGUUUGAAAGGCUUAGGACUAGGACAUGACGAUCUAUAGGAUUCCGGAAGCUGUAGAUGAUCUGCUGAUAGAUUAAAAAAACAUGACGAGAAGGCUAGGAAAAGUCGAAAGCUUUACGAAUGCUUCGAAAUCGAUAUCCUCAAAUUUCAGGAUGCGAAGCCCGAAGCGCGGCUGCACGUCCAGCUCAAAUUGGUCUACCUGCUCCGGGAAUCGUCGCAAACCGUCGGCCGAUCGUUCGCGUCGGGGAUCGUCGUCGACACGGCCCACACGAGCGUCAUGAUCGCCAUCGCGAUGAGGCGACAGAAGCCGGUCACCGGCGAGAAGGGCCAGCCGCGGCCGAGUCUCAUCUUCCGCAUGGUCUACAACACCCAGACGUUCGUGAUAAGCUCGGCUUAUGCGGAAUUCGUACGAAAAACAGUGCUAGCUUUCGGCGACCUAGGCAAAGUCGGAAAGACGCUUCCUAAGAUUUCUCCUUUUACGGCGGAGAAAGUCCUCUUUUUGCUAUCUCUUGCUUUUUUGAACCUUCAUAACUACAUACUGAUUAUUUUUGGCCAUGUUGCACGACUUCCGUAGAGGACCAUGUCCAAUGUAACUCGAUCUACAGGAACACGGUGCGGAUCCAAAACUCGCAGUACGCCCAUCACGCACCCCAGGCGGACAAUUCGGCUCCGACGGCGAUGCCACCGGCGCCGACCCAAGAGGACCUCACGGUCGUCAUCAAUGUCGCCAACGCUGUCGCCGAGGAUACCAAGUUCUGUCCGAUUGGGGUCGCCGUCCAAACCCUUCAUGAAUUGUGAGUUUCGCAGCGUAAAUGAGCUCGGAGAAGGGGAAUUAUUGCAGGGAGACAUUUGAACCGUUUCUAAAUAUAUCUAUGAUGAUUCUAAGCUACCGUAACCAAAGCUUGGCUUUCAAGCUACCGUACCCAAAAAUUUUUGUCUAAGCUACCGUACCCAAAACUUCUUGUCUAAGCUACCGUACCCAAAAAUUCUUGGCUAAGCUACCGUCCCAAAAAUUCUUGUCUAAGCUACCGUCCCAAAAAUUCUUGGCUAAGCUACCGUCCCAAAAAUUCUUGGCUAAGCUACCGUACCCAAAACUUCGCUUCCCAGCUACCGUAAACAAAACUUCUUUUCUAAGCUACCGUACCCAAAACUUCUCGUCUAAGCUACCGUACCCAAAACUUCGUUUCCAAGCUACCGUACUCAAAAAUUCGUUUCCAAGCUACCGUACGCGAAAAUUCUUUUCUAAGCUACCGUACCCGAAAAUUCCCCUUCACUCUAUCAUUUUUCUUUCUGACCAACUUCAGAAUUCCAAAAUAUCACAAUGAAAACCAAAAACUGUCUAUUUCACGAGCUAUUAUCAUGAGCUAAAGAAAAAUAAAGAAGCUGGUUCAAAUCGUGUGUGCCAAUGAAUAUCAGAACUUUUCAACUUCUACCCUUUCCAGCAUGUCCACUGGAGUCCAUCCGCAGCCCUACGUCCCUCGGUCUCAACCCCCAGGAAGCGUCCAACCCGUCGGCUCCGUAGGUCCAGCUCCGUCGAGCGUCGGACAGCCGCCUUCGGCUCAAUCGGCGACGGCAGGCCCCGGCAGCGUCGCCGGCCCCUCAAGUGUCCACUCGCACCUCGGACCCGGUCCGGCUUCCGUCCAGCCGGGCUCCGUCCAACACCUGGCGCCGGGUAGCGUCGGGACUCAGCCUCCCGGAAGCGUCCCGCCAGGAAGCGUCCCCCCACCACAGUGA
Molecule: messenger RNA, 15183 nt
Organism: Caenorhabditis auriculariae
Lineage: Eukaryota; Metazoa; Nematoda; Chromadorea; Rhabditida; Rhabditidae
Source: the annotation of a GenBank genome assembly